Messenger RNA from Olea europaea var. sylvestris, 2213 nucleotides. RefSeq names its product sulfate transporter 3.1-like. The transcript has 12 exons. The coding region runs from base 117 to 2069 and encodes 650 amino acids. Gene Ontology annotation, biological process: transmembrane transport. Lineage: Eukaryota; Viridiplantae; Streptophyta; Magnoliopsida; Lamiales; Oleaceae. Gene Ontology annotation, molecular function: secondary active sulfate transmembrane transporter activity. The record is from RefSeq and is a predicted model, not a curated record. Gene Ontology annotation, cellular component: membrane.
UUAGAUUUACUAACUACUCCACUAAUCACUAUAUAAAGCCAUCUCCAUCGUACCCCAAUAACACUACUUUCUUCUUCUUUUCUCGUCUCUCUAUAAGCACUGAUUUUGGCCUGAAAAUGGAUAACACAGAUUUUGAGUGUGUACACAGAGUAGUAAUUCCACCACCACAGCCAUUUGUGAAGUCGUUAAAGAACAAUCUCAAGGAAACUUUUUUUCCCGACGAUCCACUCCGGCAAUUCAAGAACCAGCCGCCGGCGAGGAGGAUCAUAUUAGGCCUCCAGUACGUUUUUCCGAUACUCGAAUGGGGCCGGAAAUAUAGUUUGGAGUUCUUCAAGGCUGAUCUUAUUGCCGGAAUCACCAUAGCCAGUCUUGCUAUUCCUCAAGGAAUAAGUUAUGCAAAGCUUGCAAAUUUGCCUCCAAUUCUCGGCCUAUAUUCGAGCUUUGUCCCGCCAUUGGUCUACGCAGUAAUGGGAAGUUCAAGGGAUUUGGCGGUUGGGACUGUUGCUGUUGGAUCACUUCUCAUAGCUUCAAUGCUGAGUGAUGUAGUGAAUAUAAAUGAUAACCCCACACUCUAUCUUCAUCUUGCUUUUACAGCAACACUCUUCGCCGGGCUUCUUGAAGCAGCUUUAGGCAUUUUCAGGCUAGGGUUCAUAGUGGAUUUUCUAUCCCAUGCAACAAUAGUAGGGUUCAUGGGUGGUGCAGCCACUGUUGUGAGCCUACAACAAUUAAAAGGGAUACUUGGCCUUAGCCAUUUUACUCAUGCCACUGAUGUUGUCUCGGUUAUGAGUUCUAUUUUUUCUCAAACUCAUAAGUGGAGAUGGGAAAGUGCAUUGCUUGGAUGUUGUUUUCUAUUCUACCUACUGGUUGCAAGAUAUUUUAGCAAAAAGAGACCAAAUCUCUUUUGGAUAUCGGCAACAGCUCCGUUGACUUCCGUUAUUUUGGGAACUCUAGUGGUUUACCUUACCAACGCUGAAAAGCAUGGUGUUCAAGUGAUUGGACACUUAAAGAAAGGGAUAAAUCCACCAUCAAUUAUGGAUCUUGAAUUUGGAUCACAAUAUCUGGCAACAGUAACCAGAACUGGCAUUGUCACGGCCAUCAUUUCUCUUGCAGAAGGUAUAGCAGUGGGCAGAAGCUUUGCCAUGUUCAAGAAUUACCAUAUUGAUGGAAACAAAGAAAUGAUUGCUUUUGGAAUGAUGAACAUUGUUGGUUCUUGCACUUCCUCUUACCUCACUACUGGGCCAUUUUCACGGUCAGCAGUGAACUUCAAUGCAGGAUGCAAAACAGCAGUUUCCAACAUUGUUAUGGCAUUAACAGUGAUGAUAACAUUGUUGUUCUUAACACCAUUGUUCCACCAUACCCCACUUCUUGUUCUGUCUUCAAUCAUAAUUGCUGCAAUGCUUGGCCUAAUAGACUAUAAAGCAGCAAUUCAUCUUUGGCACGUAGACAAAUUCGACUUCGUAGUGUGCAUGAGUGCUUAUUUUGGCGUCGUUUUUGCCGACAUUGAGAUUGGCCUAAUCUUGGCAGUGGGAUUAUCUGUGCUUAGGGUGCUGUUAUUUGUUGCAAGACCGAGAACCUUUGUUCUUGGAAAUAUCCCAGAAACUAGGAUUUACCGAAGUGUCGAUCAAUAUCCAAACGCGAAUAAUGUUCCUGGGAUUUUGAUACUUGAGAUCGAUGCUCCUAUUUACUUUGCGAAUGCUAGCUACUUGAGAGAAAGAAUUUCAAGAUGGAUCGACAAUGAAGAAGAUGAGAUAAAAUUGUCGGAAAAAAUGAGCUUACAGUAUGUCAUACUGGACAUGAGUGCUGUUGGAAACAUUGAUACGAGCGGGAUUAGCAUGCUUGAGGAGGUUAAAAAGAUCAUCGAUAGAAGAGGCCUCAAGCUUGUACUGGCCAACCCUGGUGGUGAGGUGAUGAAGAAGCUAAACAAGUCAAAAUUCAUAGAAACAAUAGGGCAUGAAUGGAUUUUCUUGACAGUGGGAGAGGCUGUAGGAGCAUGCAAUUACAGGCUUCACACUUGCCAACCCAAUUUGGCUUCCUCUGAUGAACUGAAUAUAUAUAGCAGCAAUGUGUAACCUAUUUGUACAGCAAAGCUCUGCAACUUAUGCUAAAAUAUUUACAAAUAGAACACUUGACUUGUUACUAGAGCCAAAACAAGUUGUUCACCAAGCGUCCGUUUGAUUGCAAAAAUGAAAUUGAAUUGCCUAGAAUUGUUUUCC